Scatophagus argus is the source of this 2115-nucleotide messenger RNA. RefSeq names its product protein tyrosine phosphatase non-receptor type 6 (gene ptpn6). The coding region runs from base 148 to 1896 and encodes 582 amino acids. The transcript is spliced from 16 exons. Gene Ontology annotation, biological process: protein dephosphorylation. Gene Ontology annotation, molecular function: protein tyrosine phosphatase activity. The record is from RefSeq and is a predicted model, not a curated record. NCBI's taxonomy places the organism in Eukaryota, Metazoa, Chordata, Actinopteri, Scatophagidae.
GAGAGAGAGAGAGGGAGAGAGAGCGACAUAUACAGUCGGGGCGUCUCGGCGAGCGUCAGUUGUUUUCAGAAGCAGCUGAGAAAGAGUAGAGGUGACUAACACCAACACUCUCCUUCUCUUUGGUGCCAGAAGAAGUGAAGAGGCAACAUGGUUCGGUGGUUUCACAGAGACAUCACAGGCCUGCAGGCUGAGGAAAUACUGAAGACUCGAGGCAUUGCUGGCAGCUUUUUAGCUCGACCCAGCAAGAAAAAUGUAGGAGAUUUCUCCCUGUCUGUCAGAGUGGGCGACAUGGUCACCCACAUCCGGAUCCAAAACACAGGAGACUACUACGACCUGUACGGCGGAGAGAAGUUUGCCACGCUGUCGGAGCUGGUGGAGUACUACACAGCGGAGAACGGCAUCCUGCAGGACAGAGAUGGCACCGUCAUCGAGCUCAAGUACCCCCUGAACUGCUCCGACCCCACCACAGAGAGGUGGUACCACGGCCAUCUGUCUGGCCCCAACGCAGAGAAGCUGCUCUUGGCACGGGACGAGCCUGACACCUUCCUGGUCAGAGAGUCGCUGUCAAAACCCGGAGACUUUGUCCUGUCAGUUCUGACGAACGAGAGGAGCAAAACUGGAACAAAGAGGGUCUCGCACAUCAAGAUAAUGUGUCAGAAUGACCGGUAUACAGUGGGAGGCUCGGAGACGUUCGACACGCUGACAGACUUGGUGGAGUACUACAAGCGUAAAGGCAUCGAGGAGAUGUCAGGCAACUGGGUGUACUUCAAACAGCCGUAUUACUCCACCAGAGUGAACGCAGGAGACAUCAACAGCAGAGUGAAACAGCUGGACCAGGCUGCGCAGCAGCGGCAGGAGGCCGACGGAGAGAAGAGCAAGGCGGGCUUCUGGGAAGAGUUUGAUGCUCUUCAAAAGUUGGAGGCAAAGGUGAAGAAGAGCAGAGAAGAGGGCCAGAGGCCGGAAAAUAAGAGCAAAAACAGAUACAAGAAUAUUCUUCCCUUCAAUGACACCAGAGUCAUCCUGCAGAACGCUGAUCCUGACGUUGUGGGUUCAGAUUACAUCAACGCCAACUAUGUUCGAAACACCCUGUUUGAGUCCGGAAAUCAGAAAGUUUACAUUGCCACCCAGGGGUGUCUAGCAACAACUAUCAACGAUUUUUGGCAGAUGGUAUGGCAGGAAAACACGAGGGUGAUCGUCAUGACAACAAGGGAGGUUGAGAAAGGGCGGAAUAAAUGCGUGCCAUACUGGCCGGACAUUCAUAGCUCCAAGGAGGUGGGUUCAUACGUGGUGACCGCGACGUCAGAGAGGGAAGCUGCCGAUUACAAAGUUCGAAUUCUGGAGAUCGCUCCUCUGAACAAGUCAGAAGAUUGCCGCACCAUAUGGCACUACCAGUACUUGAGCUGGCCUGACCACGGCGUCCCUCAGGAGCCAGGUGGUGUCCUCAGCUUCCUGUCUCAAGUGAACACUAAACAUAAUGAAUAUCCUGAUGCUGGACCCAUGAUCAUCCACUGCAGUGCUGGAAUUGGUCGAACGGGAACGAUUGUGGUGAUUGACAUGAUCAUCGAGACCAUCGAGACUAUGGGUCUGGACUGCGAUAUUGACAUUUGGAAAUACAUCCAGAUGGUGCGAGAGCAGCGCUCUGGCAUGGUGCAGACAGAGGCCCAGUACAAGUUCAUCUAUCUGGCUGUGGCUGAGUACAUAGAGACCACCAAGGCCAAAGACUUCGCCUACAUGGAAACUGAGACAGCGUACGGAAAUCUGCAACUCAAACACCAACCAGCGAGCAGGAAGGUCUCAAAAAACAAGGAGGAUGUUUACGAGAAUCUGUCAAAAGUAAAGAAAGAUGUGAAGAAGCAGAAGCCCGACAAGAAAAGUGGCUCAGUGAAGAAAAGAUAGAAGAGUCGGAGCAAAUUUUUACCAAAGUAUAUGUGAUGUUGUUAUAUUUAUGCAGGCACUCUUUUGUUAAACGAGUUGUAUUUUAGUGGAUACUUUAUGCAAAAUAAAAGAUUAAGUUGUAAAAUCAGAGACAAGAUAACCCUUCGUCAUCUGGUAUGUCACGCGGAUGCUUGGUCGAUGCGUUUGUUGAAAAUAAAGCGAGAACAUUUGUAGACACUU